AUGGCAGAAAAUCUGCAGGACCUACAACAGAUGCUGAAUGACCUGGCUGACUCUUCUAUGCGCAUCGGCCUACGGAUGAACUUGGAUAAAACCAAGGUCAUGUUCAACGAACACGUACUACCGGAACCGAUUGCAGUAUGCGGUGCCGUUCUCGGAAUUGUUCCAAAAUAUGUAUACCUCGGGCAAACAUUGCAGUUAGGUAGAAACAACUUCGAGAGCGAGGUAAAUGGAAGAGUUCGGCUAGGUUGGGCAGCGUUUGGGAAACUACGUCAGGUCUUUACAUCGUCGAUCCCGCAGUGCCUAAAGACAAAAGUCUUUAAUCAGUGCGUCCUACCCGUUAUGACACUGACGGCACGGCUGGUCCACAAGUUGAAGGUCGCUCAGCGCGCUAUGGAAAGGGCUAUGCUCGGCGUUUCUCUGCGGGAUCGAAUCAAAAAUGAGGUGAUCCGGCAGAGAACCAAGGUUAUCGACAUAGCCCACCGGAUUAGCAAGCUGAAGUGGCAGUGGGCUGGCCAUAUUAGCCGCAGAACCGAUAACCGUUGGGGUAAACGAGUUCUUGAGUGGAGACCGCAUCUCGGCAAACGUAGUGUAGGACGUCCUCAGGCGCGGUGGAGCGAUGAUUUGCGCAAGAUGGCUGGCAGGAGCUGGAUGCGAACAGCCGAAAAUCGAAAUAGAUGGCGUGCAAUUGGGGAGGCCUAUGUCCAGCAGUGGACGAAUAUGGGCUGAUGA
Diatraea saccharalis (sugarcane borer) is the source of this 729-nucleotide messenger RNA. The record is from the annotation of a GenBank genome assembly. NCBI's taxonomy places the organism in Eukaryota, Metazoa, Arthropoda, Insecta, Lepidoptera, Crambidae.